Cokeromyces recurvatus is the source of this 475-nucleotide messenger RNA. RefSeq lists its product as uncharacterized. The record is from RefSeq and is a predicted model, not a curated record. Lineage: Eukaryota; Fungi; Mucoromycota; Mucoromycetes; Mucorales; Mucoraceae. Bases 33 to 332 code for a protein of 99 amino acids. The transcript is spliced from 2 exons.
UUUUUUUUUUUGGAAGUGUGUAAAAUUUUGGAAUGAAGAGUGUUUUUCGAGCGCCCGCAAUAUUAUCCCUAAUUUUUGGUAUAUAUCAGCAACAUUUUUCCAUCUCUCUUCACAAAAUGACAGAAAACACCCAAGUGCAAUGGAUUUUAAACAAUUAUGAUGGUUACGGGACAUUCCCCUCUUUGAUGUUCGCCAAGUUCUCGAAAGUAGAAGACUUAAAAACUUGUGAAAAUAUCUUUAAGAAGGCGGUGGAUGACAUCGCGACGUUAUCAAUCAAACAAUACAAAAAUCAUUCCAAAUGGAUCAAAUGGACGCGACAAGUAAAGAGAUAGCAAUACGAAGUAUUAAGUACACUAUUUUCAUAAAUUAUUCGCACAAGCUCAGAAAAAAAUUGCGCACAAUUUUUUUUAUUUUUUCGCACAGAUUCGCAAAAUCAACAAAACACGAUGGACUUUCGAGUUUAUUAAGAAGAUGG